Messenger RNA from Rotaria sordida, 768 nucleotides. NCBI's taxonomy places the organism in Eukaryota, Metazoa, Rotifera, Eurotatoria, Philodinida, Philodinidae. The record is from the annotation of a GenBank genome assembly.
AUGACUCAAGCCAUAUGCAUUCCAUUGAAUAUGAAAUCAAAAUUUGGUAGUGAUCCAUUAAAAAGUGAUUGGAAUGAUUUUCAACAUCUUGCAACACAAAGUCGUUAUCUUUCACCAAAAAAAUUUGCUGGAUUUCAACCUCAUCAAUCUAAAUUAGCAGCAAUGAAAAAACAAUUAUAUAAUCCAAGAUUACCAACUAUACGACAUAUGGAACGUGAUGAUGUUUUAUGUCGUUUACCAGAUGAACAUUGUCGUCAUACAACUUCAUUAACUACCGAACAAUUUGAAAAUUUUGAUCCAACGAGAGAUGAUGCAUUUAUUGAAUUAUUUGGAUUAAAUUGGUAUGAUGCAGGUAAAACUUUAAUGGAUACAGAUGAUUCGGCACCAAUACAAAGAGAACCAACGCCAGUAUUUGGUGCUAGAUCACGACCAGACAAAUCACAAAUAGAUAUACGUCCAAGUCAAAGUAAACUUUAUCGAAGUCCAUCAUUAUCAUGUUUACCAACUUCGACAACAUUAACAAACCCAAUUAAAUAUAGUUAUCGUAACUAUGGUAGUGGUACAUUUGAUCAAACUACUAAACAUACAAUAUGGCCAAGAUUUCAUAUGAAUACAAAAAAUUCUUUUGAUUCAAUUAAUCGAAUGCCUAUGCCCAGUCAAAUGCAGAAUAUUUUCCGUUCCGCAAGUAUGCAUGUUGGUGUUUCAAGUGCUCCUUGGAAACCAGCAGGCUCUAUUGGUAACAAUGGCUCAAAGAUAACUUCAGUUUAA